AUGACCACGUCAGAACCAUCUACUACAAUAACAGCUGAACCUACAACUACAACUUCAUCAGAACCAUCUACUUCAAAAACUGCAACUACAACCACAUCAGAACCAAUUACUACUGUAACUGCAACUGCAAUCAUAUCAGAAAUAUCUACUUCAGCAAUUGCAACUACAGUCAUAUCAGGAGCAACAACUACAGAACCUGGAACUACAACUUCAUCGGAACCAUCUACUUCAAAAACUGCAACUUCGACCACGUCAGUACCUACAACUUCAUCGGAACCAUCUACUUCAAAAACUGCAAUUACGACCACGUCAGAACCAUCUACUACAACAACAGCUGAACCUGAAACCAUAUACGGACAAUCUGCUAUGACUGCAACGACAACAGCAUCAGAAACAUUUACUUCAGCAACUCUAACUACAAUCGUAUCAGGAGCAACAACUACAGAAACUGCAACUACAACUUCAACAGAACCAUCUACUUCAAAAACUGCACCUACAACCACAUCAGAACCAAUUACAACUGUAAUUGCAACUACAACCACAACAGAACCAUCUACGACUGCAACUGCAAUCACAUCAAAAACACCUACUUCAGCAACUGCAACUACAGUCAUAUCAGGAAUAACAACUACAGAAACUGCAACUACAACUUCAUCAGAACCAUCUACUUCAAAAACUGCAACGACAACCACAUCAGAACCAUCUUUCAAUGCCUCUGCAUCUGUUGCUUUACCAACUUUGGAUGAGAUAAAACAAACCCUUAUAGAGGCGGCUUCAGUGAACAACACAAAUUUCACUCUUAACAUCAUCAUCAGCAGUAUAACUGUUCAAGUCAUAUCAGGAGUAUCAACAACAGAAACUGCAACUACAACUUCAUCAGAACCAUCUACUUCAAAAACUGCAACUACAACCACAUCAGAACCAUCUACUUCAAAAACUGCAACUACAACCACAUCAGAACCAUCCACUAUGACUGCACCUGGAAUUGCAUCAGAAACACCUAUUUCAGCAACUGCAACUACAGUCAUAUCAGGAGCAACAACUACAGAACCUGGAAAGACAACUUCAUCGGAACCAUCUACUUCAAAAACUGCAACUACAACCACAUCAGAACCAAUUACUACUGUAACUGCAACUGAAACCACAUCAGAACCAUCUACUAUGACUGCAACUGGAAUUGCAUCAGAAACAUCUGUUUCAGCAACUGCAACUACAGUCAUAUCAGGAGUAACAACAACAGAAACUACAACUACAACUUCAUCAGAACCAUCUACUUCAAAAACUGCAACUACGACCACAUCAGAACCAAUUACUACUGUAACUGCAACUGAAACCACAUCAGAA
Scleropages formosus (Asian bonytongue) is the source of this 1344-nucleotide messenger RNA. RefSeq names its product mucin-5AC-like. The annotation marks the transcript as partial. The transcript has 5 exons. The record is from RefSeq and is a predicted model, not a curated record. Lineage: Eukaryota; Metazoa; Chordata; Actinopteri; Osteoglossiformes; Osteoglossidae.